AUGUCCGUCCUAUCAGCCUCACAAGUCCAACUGAACGAAAAGUUCGCCCCGUGCUACCAACGCCUGCCGGAGCGAUACGACCUCAAUGACCUCAUCCGCGAUAUCAAGGCGCACCUAGGCACAUCCGGCGGAAUCUCCUCGACCGACGUCGACUCGGAGUACCUGAUCUCCCUGGUGCGGAAGUACAAGACCAACCCGGCGGACUGGGGGCGGUAUUACUACAACGACGAGAGCAAGAACUAUACGCGCAACGCGAUCGAGAAUAUCAAUCACAAGGCGAAUAUUUUGCUGCUUGUAUGGAACCCCGGGAAAGGGUCGCCCAUCCACGACCACGCCAACGCCCAUUGCAUCAUGAAGGUUCUUGCUGGGCAGUUGCGCGAAACUGUGUACCGUGCUCCGGGCCAAUCGGGCUCUUCCGGACCGCUUGAGAUAAUGUCUGAGAAGGAGCACUCUAUGAAUGAAGUGACUUAUAUCUCGGAUGAUAUUGGGCUGCAUCGCGUGCACAAUCCGAGUAGUGACCAGGUCGCUGUUUCUCUUCAUCUAUAUACGCCACCCAACGCAGCCGACUAUGGAUAUCACAUCUUCGACGAGUCCACGGGAAAGUCGAGCUAUGUGCCCCAGGCACGUUCUGUUUCGUGUUCUGCCAACCAGGAAUAG
This is a messenger RNA of Aspergillus terreus NIH2624, 657 nucleotides long. RefSeq names its product putative cysteine dioxygenase. The transcript is spliced from 3 exons. NCBI's taxonomy places the organism in Eukaryota, Fungi, Ascomycota, Eurotiomycetes, Eurotiales, Aspergillaceae. The record is from RefSeq and is a predicted model, not a curated record. The coding region runs from base 1 to 657 and encodes 218 amino acids. Gene Ontology annotation, molecular function: ferrous iron binding; cysteine dioxygenase activity. Gene Ontology annotation, biological process: L-cysteine catabolic process.